This is a messenger RNA of Macaca mulatta (Rhesus monkey), 1373 nucleotides long. The record is from RefSeq and is a predicted model, not a curated record. Lineage: Eukaryota; Metazoa; Chordata; Mammalia; Primates; Cercopithecidae.
GUGAACGCGCCUUGCUUUCUGCGCCUCCGCAGUUUCUUGCUCAGUUGAUCAUCUUGCUCAUCAGCCUCGUCAGCUCCAUCUUCUGUGGACAUCUGGGCAAGGUCAAGCUGGACGCUGUCACGCUCGCCGUCACGGUGGCGAAGGUUACUGGGAUUGCAGUUGGCAUCGGCCUAGCCUCAGCUCGUGACACCUUCAUGUCUCAGUCCUUUGGAGGCAGAAACCUCAAGCGCAUGGGGAUCAUAUGCAGACAGGAAUCCUCAUCCUCAUGCUGUGCUGCUUUCCCUGCUGGGCCGACUUCAUCAAUACCGAGCGCAUCCUCCUGCUCUUAAAACAAGACCCCGAAGUCUCCAGGCAGCAUUCUUGUUCCAGCUGCAGACAAGAUAUUUACAAAGUCAGGUACGAAAAGAGGUUUUACUGAAAGAAAAUGUUUGAAUAGACAGCAUAAACAAAACAAAUGAGUGACUGGCACCUGCAACAACAGGGGCAUCAUCAUGCCUCAAGUUAUUACCGGGAUUGCAGCGAAUGUCAUCAACGUGGGCAUGAAUGCCCUCUUGCUGUAUGCCCUGGACCCCAGAGUGGUAGCAAAAGCUUGUGGAAGGUGGCCUGUUUAUUUUCAUCUGGAAGGAAUAUACCUGCGGAUAAUGAUGACUUUUCUUCGCAGAGGAUCUGCCUGGGCCAACACCACUUCCAGUUCUCCCUGUCUGCUCUGCUUUUCCUGUAUAUGUGGUGGAAAAAAGUCUACGUCGACACCUGGGGAGGUUGGACAAGGGAGUGCUUCCAGGAGUGGGGCUCCUACAUCUGCCUGGUUAUUCCCAGUAUGUUCAUGGUGUGCAUUGAGCGGUGGACCUUUGAGAUCGGAAACUUCCUUGCAGGACUGAUUGACAUGACGGAGCUCGGUGCCCAGGGCAUCAUCUAUGAGCUGGCAUUGGUGGCCUACAUGGCGUGAGCCACUGUGCCCGGCCAACUGUCUCUUACUUUUAAUCAGUGAAAUUGACUUAUCCGUGAAGAGGUGGAUAUAAGAGAAGACCCUAUGAAGUUUUAAUUUAUUAAUGCAAAUAAAAAUUCAAAAAAAGCCUACAGACCCUAGCCUACUAUCCCUGCAUUAAAAAUUUUGGUUGGGGUGACCUCGGAGCAUAAUCCAACCUCCGAACAACCUAAACUAAGACUGCGCUAGUCUAAGCGAGUUAAUACACAUUGACCCAAUAAUUUGAUCAACCAAAUAAGUUACCCUAGGGAUAACAGCACAAUCCUAAUCUAGAGUUCAUAUUGACAAUAGGAUUUACGACCUUGAUGUUGGAUCAGGACAUGCUAAUAAUGGUGUAGCCGCUAUUAAGGGUUCGUUUGUUUUAUGAUUAAAAUCCUACAUGAUCUGA